AUGCACAUUAAGGAUGUUCAUGAGUGGCCAUUGGUAAAUAAAUUCAUUAUUCCACUUCUCGCAGAAAUUUCCCGCUUCAUUAGCUAUUUUCAGGAUGACUUGACGGGUCCCUACACCAGCUGCGGUCAUGGGCCUUUGGGGGAAUCGCGACCGGGAGUCUUGGUUGCCGGGAGCAAGGCUCAUGAGGAGGCCCGGAAGGUCAUCCUAACUAAGUCGUUUCAAAGAGAUUUGCCUCGGGCUAGUCCCUAUGGAGGAACCUCCAUAUGUGGGGAGAAGAACGCAUUGGAUAGAAUUUACUGCCGUAAGGAAAUAUUCUACCCAAAUGCGACUUGUCCGUUAUAUGCUAUGAUGGCCACAAUGCACAUCAACACAUUGCGGCUAGCGGAACAUACCGUACAAAGAAGAGUGCUGAAGACACGAGAGAUCCAGCGGAAAUACCUUUCGAGAAAAUCUAAGCUGGAAGAAAAAUCUUCAGCCAAACAUUUGUGGAGGGACUUAGUUUUGGAUGAAGUUCUCAGGAACCGCCUCAUAGCCUUGCAAGGAAAGCAUUAUGACUCAAGCGAGAUGAUCGCGGACCUCAUGGCCGCUGACGAUCGUUACGAGUGUGAGCUGUAG
Molecule: messenger RNA, 615 nt
Organism: Haemonchus placei
Lineage: Eukaryota; Metazoa; Nematoda; Chromadorea; Rhabditida; Trichostrongylidae
Source: the annotation of a GenBank genome assembly